CCAAUCUCCUCAUCAUCAGCCGAGAGAUAUCCCACUGAGAUUACAAUUGAUGGAUUCAUUUGGCAACCAAGUAGUGUUCAGCUCACACUCACAGUACUUCAUGGAUGGAACCAACUUUGAUCAACAAUUCAAUGAGCUCAUCAGAGGUGAAGCCACCGAUGAUCCCAUUUUCAAGUUUUGUCCUAACUAUGAGUGUGAGCACAUUGCUGGCUGCUUGGAUGCCAACAACCGCUUUGAGCCAACAAUGCUAGCAGAUCAUUACCUAUUUGAUGAUUUCAGUCCUCUUCCAGCCAUGUCCAAUGCAAAUCCUGAGCCUAACACAAUAUUGGCAGCCGAUGCCAAGAAUGGGGAGGAGGAGAAUGAUAUUGGAGAGGACUCCUCUGCGACCACCACGGCUUCUUCUAAAUCUACAAAGAAGAGGACCGACAGGUCCAGAACUUUGAUCUCGGAGAGGAGGAGGAGAGGCGGGAUGAAGGACAAGCUCUACGCAUUGCGUGCCUUAGUUCCUAACAUAACCAAGAUGGACAAGGCCUCCAUUGUUGGAGAUGCAGUGUUUCAUGUGCAGGAGCUGCAAAUGCAGGCUCACAAGUUGAGAGCUGAGAUUGCUGAGCUUGAAUCUUCGUUGGCGGGAGGGGACAGACACCAACGAAGCAUAGUCCAAAACCGAAACCACAGCCAACUUCCUAACAGCAGCUAUCCAGCCUGCAAGCACAUAACGCAGAUGGACAUAUGCCAGGUUGAAGAAAGAGGAUUUUACGUAAGGAUAGAGUGCAUCCGAGGCCUAGGGGCAGCGGUUUCACUCUACAAGGCUCUAGAGUCCCUUGGUAGAUACAAUGUUCAGAGCUCCAACUUGGCUACCCAAUCUGGGAGAUUCAUCUUGACAUUUACAUCGAAGGUUAGAGAGAGUGAGCCAGACCUGAACCUGCCAACUCUGAAGCUUUGGGUGACAGGGGCUCUGUUGAACCAAGGAUUCGAGUUUCCUACACAGCCAUCUACCUGAAAUCUCUCUUCCCCCCCACCCUCUGUUUCAUAAUUCCUAAUAAGCACCGCCUCUUCGUGUUCAUUGGCAUGCAAAGGUUUUUAGCAACUAGAGUCGAUAAAUCAAAAAAUACCAAACACUGACAUCUCACAGUGUCGUGUUGCUGCAGAUUUGGAUAAUAAAAACACAACAAAAUUUUCCAGUUCGUGGCCUCCAUAAACAGUUGCGGUAAUGUAACUAGUGAAUAUUAGAUACUAAAUGAGUUUAAACAAUAGAGAUACUGUCAACACCUGCCAGCCAAUUAUUGCAAAACAAUAAUUUUGGUAAAAGUUAAAGAAACUCUAUCUUCGAAUACAUCUAGUCCUAACAAAAAAGAAAAUUUAUGAGACGAGGAGUUCUGCAAACAUCAUUUUUGUAAAAGCGCCAUCAUGAAGAUAAGAUUUAAAUAUCAAAUAUUAAGAGGGGUAGGAAUAUGUAAAGUUUUUAUUGAAUCAUGUCAAAGCUCCAAAUAUUAAGGAGUCCACUGCACGAAAAGUUAAUCCUUCUGCGGAAUAACAUGAUCUAAACGUAUGGAAUGCUCAUUUAAUGCCUACUGCAUUUCCUAGUUCACUAGUGCAGGGCAAUACAACAUGCAACUGAGAGGAGUCAGGAUUCACAGCUCCACCUCAAGCUUAAAAACUUUGCACAAGUUGUAUAAUGAGGGCAUCAUGUCUGAUUUUGCACUUCCUAUUGUGCAACAAUAGAUACUUCCAAGUUUCGAACAUCUCGCAUAAUCUGGUGUAGGGUCAGAUAUUCGUCUCGGAUAGAGAUGGUUUUGGGUCUAACUGGAGUGGAUCCAGUUCUAUAUUUUGGUCAUGGAGGUUUUCAGUCCAAGGAUUUUGAUUUCUCAGUCUUCUAGAGGUUUGACUGAUCAAGAGGAUCCCCAUACCCUCUUCCGUUUAUUUUGGUCAUGCACUCAUGGAGGCCUUUUGCCUUUUGUUAUGUCUUGAAGAACAAGGAUGGAUUAAGGGUUUUGAGGUUGGUAGUGGUCCUAGUGGAGCAGGAUUUAAUUUAAAGAUUUCUCACUUCUUUUUGUGGGGCUUCAGUUAGGGCAGCUGAGAACUCUUAGGCUUGCUGUUUGGGGAGACCUUUAAUUCAAAGGCUAUCUGGAACAGGGUAGUUGAAAAGUUAGGAGAAAGGUUAGCCAUGUGGGAGGGGCAAAACAUCUCUAAAGGGGUUAAACCUGCCUUCUUAAGAAAGAGCAUUUUGCCUAAAUAUUCCCACCUAUGUCUUAUAUUCUUGUGUCUUUUAUACAUUUAAUGAGCAUGAUUUUUACUUGAUUUGAUUCUAUAUGUGGUUAUGUAGAUGUGAAGCAUGUGUUGAAGAUAUUUGGGCAAAAAAAAUAAUUCUAACGCAUGAUUGGAGCUGAACCUGGCAUGGAAGGCAUGGAUGGACAUCUAUUAGGGGUCGACGUUGAGGAAAAGGUAAAGCAUCGGAAGGAGGACGUCAUUGGUGAAAUAUUAGAAAUCAAGGAGAAAUGGCUCACGGCGCUGUUGCGCAAAGCAUUGCGUGGUAGGGUUGUGGUAAGAAUUCAUUUCUAUGGCUCACGGCGCUGUCGCGUAAAGUAUUGUGUGGUAGGGUCGUGGUAAGAAUUUCUUUUAGUGGCUCACGAUAUUAUCACUCAAAGCAUAUCGUGGUAAGGUAGUGGCUGCUUAAACUUUCUGUGAAUCAUGACCUUAUCACGGAAAGCAUUUUGUGGUAAGGCCAUGGUUGAAAAAGUGUUAUGUGACUCACAGUCCUGCUGCGGCAAGCAUUCUGUGGUAAGGCACAAAACUUCGCAAAAAACUGUUUUAUUCCAAAUCAAGUGGGGAUGGACUCCUUUAAGGUGUACGACUUUGAUGACCUAAAAAACACUAUAUAAAGACUGAUUCUUAGAAGAUUUGAGAGUUUUUGGAAGGAGAGAAGAAGGCAAGUCAAGGAAGAAUAAUGAGAUUUUCUUGAAAAACUUCAGUUUUGGUUGUAUUUUUCUAUUCUUUCUUCUCUUCCACAUCAUGAACUCCGUUUUUAUUAUUCUUUCAUUGGUUGAAACUAUGUUACGUUAAGUACUUUGUGGCUAGGGUGAUUGAUGAAACCUAGUUCAAUGAUGGUUUAAUUAAAAG
This is a messenger RNA of Diospyros lotus (date-plum), 3117 nucleotides long. RefSeq names its product transcription factor FER-LIKE IRON DEFICIENCY-INDUCED TRANSCRIPTION FACTOR-like. Gene Ontology annotation, molecular function: protein dimerization activity; DNA-binding transcription factor activity; sequence-specific DNA binding. NCBI's taxonomy places the organism in Eukaryota, Viridiplantae, Streptophyta, Magnoliopsida, Ericales, Ebenaceae. Gene Ontology annotation, cellular component: nucleus. The transcript is spliced from 4 exons. The record is from RefSeq and is a predicted model, not a curated record. Gene Ontology annotation, biological process: regulation of DNA-templated transcription. Bases 50 to 1000 code for a protein of 316 amino acids.